UAGGAUGGGACCAGACCAGUAGCCACAUAUCCGUGCACGCCUGACCGCUAGUCUACUUCCUGGAUGGAAGAAUGGGACAUUUCCAGCACCACUUUUCUGCUUCGGGCUUCGUCUCGCUGACGCCGCGGAUAAUCACUUAAUAAUGACCGCAUGUAAUCAAUAUUAUUCGAUCACUUUUUUUCUCUCCCCCCCUGCUUCUUCCUCCUGUAGUUAAAUACCGCGAUUGAUCGCCGAUUGACCUCGCUACACUUCGGGAAUGUCGCUAUCUGGAAGCCCGCAGCUGCACACACGGAGGAGUCCAACAACAGAUUUUGAACUGUUUCUGCACAGCCAUAGCGUGCGUAACGUUUUAUUCCUCGAAGCUAAGAGCAGCCUGUGCUCAGACCGGAGGCGAAAAUUUUUGUCUUUUUAAAAAAGGAAAAAAGGGGGGAGGAAGAAAAAGCAGUGACUGUGUCCUGACCGCCAACCAUUACUUUGAUGCUCUGCCUUCGUGGCCACUGUGCCAACUUCGUUUUAGCUUAGGUAGUGUGCGUGUGAGUGAUUUCUCUCUCUCUCUCGCUUUCUCUGGGUGUUCUUUUUUUAAAGAAGAAGAAAAAGACAAACUUUGUCACCCGUUGCCUUCUUGCUGCUCUCGAUGAGUAGACUAACAUGCGGAGAAUACGGGAACCGAGUUACUGGUGGAUUUUAUCCUUAAUGUUUUUAACCUUGCCCAAACACAAAGACUGUCAGCCUGUUGCGUCGGGUCACCACACUGGAGGCAACCAUUAUGGAGGCACAGGCGUAAUGAGGGAGAGGAGGACAGCUGAUGACCCCUACUGGUCCUAUUCAGGAAGCCAUGGACCUCGAGGCUGGGCAGCCUUAUACCCAGAAUGUGCCGGAAACAACCAAUCACCUGUGGACAUUGCAGAUGAACAAGCUCAGAUUUCUCAGGAGUACCUGAAGCUGGAGCUUGACAAGUUCAACACAGAGUCCUCCAACCAGACCACGAUGAAGAACACUGGAAAGACAGUUGCUAUACUCCUGAAGGAUGAGUACUUUGUAGCAGGGGCUGGACUGCCAGGGCGCUUUAAGGCUGAGAAGAUGGAGUUUCACUGGGGCCAGAGUAAUGGAUCAGCAGGCUCAGAACACAGCAUAAAUGGCAGAAGGUUCCCUGUAGAGAUGCAGAUCUACCUUUACAAUCCGGAUGACUUUGACAGCCUCAGUGCUGCCAUUAAGGAAAGACGCAUCGUUGCUGCCAUGGCCAUCUUCUUCGAGCUGGGGCAAAAAGACAACCCAGCUGUGGACCCCAUCAUCCAGGGAUUGAAGGGAGUAGUGCAUCAUGAAAAGGAGACCUACCUCAGGUCGUUCGUCUUGAGGGAUCUGCUGCCAUCGUCGGUGGACAGUUAUUACAGAUACACCGGCUCUCUGACCACUCCGCCCUGCAGCAAGGUAGUGGAGUGGAUCAUCUUCUCCAGGCCUGUGUAUCUGUCCCACUCACAGCUGGAGGCUUUCUACUCCAUCUUUACAACAGAGCAACAGGACCACGUCAAGUCUGUUGAGUACCUGAGGAACAACUUCAGGCCCCUGCAGGACCUGGGCAAUCGCAAAGUUUUUAAGUCGGCUGUAGAAAAUGCAUGGCAGAGGGAUUUGACCGAGAUCCUGGGAAGCCCUCAUAGCACCGAGGCUUCAAAAGUGUGCAGCAGUGCCCCAGUGAGCAUGAAGAUCCAGCCGCUAAACCAGACGGCAUUGAUGGUGAGCUGGGAACGCCCUCUGACAGUCUACCACCCACCUAUCACCAGUUACAUGGUCUCCUACAGCUGGGUGAAACGUGAUGUUGCUGAUGAAAAGACCUUCACCAAGACCGGGGAUCAGAGCAUGAAAGCAGUCAUCACUAACGUUUCUCCUGACAUCCUGUACCUGUUCAGAGUGCAGGCAGUGUGUCAACAUGAUCUGCGCAGUGAUUUUAGCCAAACACUGUUGUUCAGAGCUAAUACAACAAGAAUUUUUGAAGGAUCUCGAAUUGUGAAGACUGGGAUGCCCACAGUUUCUCCUGCGUCCUCAGCAGACAUGGCUCCAAUCAGUUCUGGUUCCUCCACGUGGACGUCCUCUGGUAUCCACUUCUCCAUUGUCUCCAUGGCAACAGGGAUGGGCCCCUCUUCUAGUGGCAGCCAGGCCACGGUGGCAUCGGUAGUGACGAGCACCUUGCUGGCAGGCUUGGGUGUCGGCGGAGGGGUCAUCUCCUCCAUGCCCAGCUCUGUUUGGCCCACGCAGGCGCCUCAAGCCACUCAGAACCCCACACGUCCAUCCACCGCGCCCGCAAAGUCCAACAACGAGCAGACACCACCUCAGGGCUCCGAGACAGACAACGCGUCUGAGGAGAAUAAUGCUCCGCACGAGGGUGAAGAGGAGGGGGAGGAAGGCGAGAAAGAUGGGGAGAAGGAGGAGGAGGAAGAGCAGAAGAAGAAGAAGGAAAAGACUGGAACUGAUAAUGGGGAGAAACAAGCAAACAGCACUCUGGCCAAAAAACCUUUAAUCCCCACCCCCGCAUCCACAGCCAAAGAGAAAGGAGAAGGGAAACCUACAGUUAAAGGCACCACAGUACCUCCGAGCACUGGUGAAGACGUGGAGAGCAACCCUACAGGUGUAAACCCAGUGUCCACUCAGGAGCCGCGUAAUAGCAGCGUAAAGACGCAAAUUCCCAAGAAUUUACCUACAAAGAUUCCCACUGAAAACGAAAAUGCAAACAGCUGGCCUUUCUCUGUCCACACUGACAGAACCACCAUGUCCAAUGGGAUGCCGCCACCUCACCCGGGGAUGGGCAGGAUGGUGUGGAUUGUCCCCUUGGUGGUGGUGUCUGCUCUUACUCUGCUGUGCCUCAUCAUGCUGCUAAUUGUGAUGGUCUACUGGAGGAGAUUUUUCCAGACAGCUCACUUUUAUGUGGAGGAGAGCAGCUCUCCACGGGUGGUGGCCAAUGAGAAUAUCCCAGUCAUCCCUAUACCAGAUGACAUGGAGGCCAUCCCUGUUAAGCAGUUUGUGAAACACGUCAUGGAGCUCUACAAAAACAACAUGCAGGGUUUUGCUGAGGAGUUUGAGGAGGUCCAACGCUCCACAGCCGACCUGAAAAUCACAGCAGAACAUUCCAAUCAUCCUGACAACAAGCACAAAAACAGAUACAUCAACAUUGUGGCCUACGACCACAGCCGGGUGAAAUUACGGGCUUUGGCAGGAAAAGAUGCCAAACAUUCGGAUUACAUUAAUGCCAACUAUGUGGAUGGCUACAACCAGCCCAGAGCUUAUAUAGCUGCUCAAGGCCCUCUCAAGUCUACAUUCGAGGACUUCUGGAGGAUGGUGUGGGAGCAGAACACUGGAGUCAUAGUCAUGAUCACGAACCUUGUGGAGAAAGGAAGAAGGAAAUGUGACCAGUACUGGCCAACAGAGAACAGCGAGCAGUAUGGAAGCAUCGUGGUGACCCUGAAAAGCACCAAAGUGCACGCUUGCUACACAUUGCGCCGUUUCCUUAUUAGGAACACUAAAGUUAAAAAGGGGCAGAAGGGGAACCCGAAAGGGAAACUAAAUGAGCGCAUUGUGGUCCAGUAUCACUACACUCAGUGGCCUGACAUGGGUGUACCGGAGUACACCCUUCCUGUCCUCACCUUCAUCAACCGCUCGUCUGCAGCUCGUGCUGCAGACAUGGGCCCUGUCCUGGUGCACUGCAGUGCAGGCGUGGGGCGCACCGGAACAUACAUUGUCAUUGACAGCAUGCUGCAACAAAUCAAGGACAAAAGCACAGUCAGCGUCCUGGAUUUUCUCAAACAUAUCCGCACACAACGCAACUACCUAGUCCAGACUGAGGAGCAGUAUGUUUUCAUCCACGAUGCUCUAAUGGAGGCUAUCCUGAGCAGAGAGACGGAGGUGCCCGCCUGGCAGCUUCACAGCUAUGUCAACAGCGUCCUUACACCCAACUCAACAGGCCGCACACGGCUGGAGAAGCAGUUCAGGCUGCUGACUCAGUGCAACACACGCUUUGUGGAGUGCUUCAGCGCCCACAAAGACUGCAACAAGGAAAAGAACCGCAAUUCCUCAGUGGUUCCCUCGGAGCGAGCAAGGGUUGGACUCGCCACUCUGCCUGGCAUGAAAGGAACAGAUUACAUUAAUGCAUCCUACAUAAUGGGCUACUACAGGAGCAAUGAGUUCAUCAUUACCCAGCAUCCUUUGCCUCAUACCACCACAGACUUCUGGAGAAUGAUUUGGGACCAUAACGCUCAAAUUAUUGUCAUGUUGCCCGACAACCACGGCCUGGCUGAGGAUGAAUUUGUUUACUGGCCAAGUCGUGAAGAGGCCAUGAACUGCAUCGCCUUCACUGUCACACUCAUCAGUAAGGACAGACUGUGCCUCUCCAACGAGGAGCAGAUCAUCAUCCAUGACUUCAUUCUAGAGGCCACACAGGACGAUUACGUUCUGGAGGUGAGGCAUUUCCAGUGCCCUAAAUGGCCAAACCCUGAUGCCCCUCUCAGCAGCACCUUCGAGCUCAUUAGUGUCAUCAAGGAGGAAGCCAUGACUCGAGAUGGCCCCACUAUUGUGCAUGAUGAGUAUGGAGCAGUGUCAGCAGGGAUGCUCUGUGCCCUCACCACGCUGUCCCAGCAGCUGGAGAAUGAGGGUGUUGUCGACAUCUAUCAGGUGGCUAAGAUGAUCAAUCUCAUGAGGCCAGGAGUCUUCACUGACAUAGAGCAGUACCAGUACCUUUACAAAGCCAUGCUCAGCCUGGUCAGUAACCGAGAGUGUGGCCUGAGCCCCAUGCACAUGGACACUAAUGGGGCGGUGGUGAUCGCAGACGAGUCGGACCCCGCAGAGAGCAUGGAGUCGCUCGUCUGAGGACAUUCUUACAGGCACUUAAUUUGUAAAAAUCCGAGAACAUUUCUGAGGCCUUUUUGCCAGACUAUUGAUUAAAAUGAAUAACCUUAUUACUUUUUAUACUGAUAAAAGUUUUUUGAUAUUUAUGUUUUUGUCCUUUAUUUCUUGUCUUAAAUGUUAUCCUGCUGAGCGUUUGCACCUGUUUUAAGUUGACACGAGGAAUAAGCAGCUCUGUCCAGUUUGCACUAUACUAUCAGUGUUACUGCCUAAAAUCCAGUGAGCAAAAGUAUGACAUCAUUAAAUCCUGGCAUCACGAGGAAACUCGGAUCUUGGACCGCGCUGAGACGAACGCGAGGCACGAAGGCCGGGAUGCGCUGAAGCGAUCCACUUCCUGAUUGUCUCGGAAACAAAACUUCACUUCAUUUUACAAGCAUGAAUUAUGUCACUUUAUCACUUCAGUCAGACUAACUGUUUUGAGGCUCCGCUCCACAGGGGUGAAGCUUUUUAUCUCGUGAAGAGACUCACACCCGCCUAUAUAUUAUUUCCCCAGUAUCUCACUGCUGUCUUGUAAAAUGUACCUAUGGCUUAUUUUGUUAAAGUGUGUUACAACAUCUAAUGUGAACAUUUAUUGCUUUUUACAGGGAUUUAUAUUGUUAUAUUGUUAAAUUGUUUUGUAAUAUAUAUAAAUAUAUCUAUAAAUAUUAUAUCCCUAAUAGCCAGCCAAUGAUUGUUUUUUUUUUCUUACUUGUCCACCUGCCUUGGUGUAAACUUACUUUUUUUUUUUUUUUUUUUUUUUUUUUUUUUAAAUAAAUGGAGAUCUGUAGCUUGUCAUGUAUUGUCUACAAAUCUCCAGCUGUUUUUUUUUCAGCAUUUCUUUGAGCUUUUCUAACCCAAGCGGUCCAAGCUCAGCUGUUAAACAUCUGUACCAACAAAAUGUAAUCACGCUACAUCAUUUUUUUUUCCAUGUGUUUUUGCAAUGCAGUGGAUGUAACGAGAAUUUAUUUUUGACGCUGAUCAACACCAAAAUUGAAUAAAUGAAUAAAUAAAAUUCACGUCAAAGUGAAAACAACUGGCAGCAGAUUCGUUUUCAACAUUUAAAAUCCAAAUCCCACAUUUUUCUGCACAAACGUUCAAGGACUUCAAGGCCACAUUCACAGAGGGAUCUUUGGCAGCAUUUAUAAGUUGGUUGGGUUGAGUCAUUUGAGGAUAUGUGCACAUCAGUUUUGUGGAUAAAGAUACUGCAGUUCUGUUGUCCUUUCAAAUCCUGCCAAGCUGAUGUGAGCAAACUGCCAGUUUUUCAAGACUUGCCACUUAAUCUGGACUCAGCUCGCUCGCGCUCUCUCUCUCUCUCUCUCUCUCUCUCUCUCUCUCUCUCUCUCUCUC
Molecule: messenger RNA, 6213 nt
Organism: Pelmatolapia mariae (spotted tilapia)
Lineage: Eukaryota; Metazoa; Chordata; Actinopteri; Cichliformes; Cichlidae
Product: receptor-type tyrosine-protein phosphatase gamma-like
Exons: 29
Coding region: 649-4851 (1400 amino acids)
Biological process (GO): protein dephosphorylation
Molecular function (GO): protein binding; protein tyrosine phosphatase activity
Source: RefSeq, a predicted model, not a curated record